Owenia fusiformis is the source of this 2891-nucleotide messenger RNA. The record is from the annotation of a GenBank genome assembly. NCBI's taxonomy places the organism in Eukaryota, Metazoa, Annelida, Polychaeta, Sabellida, Oweniidae.
GUUACUUCCGCAAUGGCUUUCGUAAAUGUUUUGGGCUGGGGCCCCGACCAAGUUGCCGAAUGGUUGAGAGGACUAGAUGAUGUACUACUGCCUUGCGCCCAUGCUUUCAUGAACAGGCAAAUAUCAGGGAAGAUGCUGCUCUCCUUGAAUCACCAUGACCUCAGUAAGAUGGAGAUAACGAAAAUAGGGCACCAAGAAAUGAUUCUUGAGGCCAUUGAUCUAUUGUGUGGACUGCACUAUGGAUUAGAGACUGAGAAUAUUCAAUCUAUCGCCCUGAACAUCGAGUGCAAGUGUCGCAGUUUACAUAAUGACAUCAAAGCACGUCAGCGAGCGUAUGAAUAUCUUGCGUCUACAAUGACCUUGCCUACGAAACUACAGACACACGUGCUCUCUGGGAUAAUUGAUAUUAUAAGCAGUAUUAAAAAUAUGAUAUCUUGGUUGGAUAGAUCACCAUUUGAGGGUACAGAUGAAUACAUGAUGUUGAGACAAAAUUUUACCCAGCAUGCAAUGGACCUGGUUGAAUCGGCACAAAGUGACAAAUCUUCACUUACUGAGAUUGAGAAAAAUAUUAUGAAAACGACCGCAAAGCUGGCAGACAUUUGCGAAGACCUCAUCAAGAAUUCUAAAGACCCACUGAUCAUCCAGCCAGUGUCAUUAGAGUUAGCCACAAUUCGCAAAAAACCUGAUGAAGAACUGGGGAUGAAGAUCCAAUCUACACCACAUGGGACCCACAUUAUAGAUGGCAUUACUGAGCAGUCUCCCGCUGAUCUUUGCGCAAAAAUUGAGGAAGGCGAUGAGGUCAUACAGGUCAACUAUCAAACUGUCAUUGGCUGGCAGAUUAAGAAGCUUGUUGCCGUUCUGAAAGAAAACCCAAAAGAAGUAAUAUUGAUGCUGAAAAAGAGGCCAUGUCAUGCAAGUCUACUCGGAAAUACCCCGAAGAAAAAGAAGAAAAAUAAAAAGUUGCAGAAAUCAACUUUCCCGAAAAGGCGAUCACGUGAUGAUAAAAGUCUUCGUUCACCAAUGCCUGAGUUUCUUGACCCGAUACCUCAAACUCCUUCGGAAGUAUCAUCGCCCACAUCAAAAGAUAACGAUACAGAUAAUGAAGUCUUCAGAAGUGGUUCAGAAUCCCCAAAUCUUCAACUUGACGCCAAAGUACGACGGGCAACAGUCAGUGGAGGCUCUCCCACGCUAUCACAGAGACGAUCUGUAGAUUUAGAGGAUAUACAGGGCCCGGCUCGACCAAAAUCAUACACAAUUAGUUCUCCCGAGAAACCCCAUAAGUUAUUUUCACCAACAAAUGAGCGUAAAUUGGAUAUGAAAUCUCCUGUAUUGGAGGAAGGAAUAGAUGCACUUAAGAGUUUAUCCUCACCAGAGGGCUCUAAUCUUACUCCGAGAACUUCCAAUUCCUUAGAGUCCUUCGGCAGACAGCGUGAAAUCUCGACAACACCAUCUUGGAAAAAGACGCCACCUAUUAUAAAAAAAUCGGAUGUGAUUUUUAAAUUGGAUAAAGACCCCCAAACGACAGUGACACCUCAGUUGACGUCACAGAUCGAAAGUGAGACUCAGCCAGAUUUCUUUGAUAAAGAUGUCGCUAAAAUUGUCGCAACUGAAGAUCGGACAACCCCGAUGUUAGUGAAAAUCAAGAAAAUUGAAUCUUUAAAGCUGUCAGAAUGGGAAAAUCAGAAAAAAGAUGGCGCUAGUGAAGGAUCAGAUGGGGAUGGCACAAAUUCUGAAAGGUCAAGCAGCUCUAGUUACCAAGUGAACAUAGUUGGAGGCGUUGCCCAGGUGAUAAACCCAAAAGAAACAUCAAAUCAGUCUCCCAGUGUUAUCAGACGUAAAAUAAAGGCGAGAAAAAGUGACUGGCGAAGGAUUUCAUGUAAAGAUCUGGGACACGGAGACUGUCAAGGCUGGCUAUGGAAGAAGAAAGAACAUGUAUCAGGGCUACAGCACAAGUGGAUUAAACGUUGGUGCGUCCUGAAAAACAACACUUUGUAUUAUUACAAAUCUCCCGAUGAGAUUAAAGCACAGGGCUUAGUUUGUCUGCCUGGUUUCAAGAUUUCCCCUGCCCCAGAGAGUAAAUCUAAAAAAUAUGCAUUCAAAGCUCACCAUGCUGGAACUACAUUCAGUUUUGCUGCAGAGAGACAAGAUGAUAUGAGCAAAUGGAUGAACAAACUUGGCCUAGCUGCAAUACAGUUUGAUGUCCAAGACCAAGCCAUGGCUGGCUUUGUUAAACAAGAAGACAUUGCUAAAAAUAUUCACCUUGAAAAUACUGGUUACUAUAGCGAGAGUGAAGAGGAGUUGGAGAUGAUCAGUGAUACGUCUAGUCUCCAUUCUCUCUCAGAACUCAGCGAGGGUCAGGAAUCCGAGCCUGAGAGUACUACCCCAGUUCCCCCUAGUGUUCAAAUUACAUCUCCGGUGUCACCCCCUAGUGAGCAAGUGACAACAUUUCCAAAUGUCCAUGUCACGUCGCCAACUAGCGCACAAGUGACGACUCCUCAAAGUCCUCAUAUUAAGUCGCCAUCUGGUGGACAAAUUGGAUCACCCGUGGUCCAGAUGAGAAAAUCGAAAACAAAGCAGAAGGAAAAACACGACGAUAUGGGUAGCAUAGAUGACUUGGUUACGGCUUUCAAAAACAUUCGGUUAGCGGGGCAAUCUAUAUAUGGUGGUGAUCUGCAUUCCCAGCGGAAAAGUGCACUCACGACUACGACCCGAUUAUCUAAAACUGGUCUUCGAAACAGUGCAGAUUUGCUGAGAGGUCGAAAAUUGGCGAGUUUAGAAAGAACAUUAAGGGACACUGAGAACAAAGUGAGUGCUAUAGACGCUUUAUUGACAUCUAAAUAUAUAAGUAGGGAGCAAUUAAAACAGUUUAAGCGGAAGUAUCCUGAUCUGUG